UCGCAUCUCUGCCUUGCAUCUGCCUUGCAUCUCUGCCCUGCAUUGCGUUGCAUCGACUGGCUCUGGCUCCUGGCUGUGCUCGGCGGCCUCUCCUGUUGUCGCUCGCCAUCGUCUGCCUUUGCUCUUCCCUGUCGUCUCCAGCGCACUCCCCCCCCUCCUCUGCUUCUCGCCCUUGCCUCUCCACUGCCCUCGUCCCGCCAAUGAUAUCCUUCGUCUGCACAUGGUCCAGAAUCGAUCUACCAGUGCUCGCUCUCACCUAGCCUACACCCCAUCUACCGCUGUUCCUCCCCUUGGGUAGAUCGCUGCCUCCAUGGAACGAAGCUCUGGCUCCGGCUCUCCCGAGCCCCACUCGGAAUACGAUCACAAGCAAGGCUCGGAGGACUUGUCUUCCUCCGCUCCAACCCCUGGGCAGGUUGCCUUCCAGACUGCUCUUGCUCGCCAGGUCCAGGUCGUCGCCCAGCGAGAGCGCCAGCUGCAGGAAAAUCUGCGCCACCGUGACGGCUCCAGCGACACCGCCGACGGCAACAGGCACCCUGAAGGCGACGACGGUCGCCCCGCCAGCGAGAGCCGCCAGCAUCAAGAACAUGCUGCCGACGACGGCGCUUCGUCGGAGGGCCAUGGUGACGAAGCUCAGGAGCGUUCAAAAGAUCUCCAGCACGGCCGCAGCCCAGAACCCGGCUCCGGUCCAGAGCACGGCCACAGUCACCAGCAAGGGAGCAGCUCGGCCCCGUCGGCGAUCGACGAAGAGGCCCUCAAGGCCCUCGGCCAAAACUUUUCUGCCUCUGCAGCGACCAGCGGCUUGCUCGUCCUCAGCACAACCGCCUUGGCCAACGGCAAGCAGAGCCUUCCAAUCCCGCCCGGCAUCAACAAUCCCUUUGCGGCCUUCUACUACUCGCACGCCCUGGCCUCGGCCGCGCCCGGCCUGGACCCGUUUACCUUCAUGGCCCGCAACCAUCUCGCAAACUCGUUCCCGCUGAGUUUGAUCCAAGAGGCCGCCAUGGCUGCAGCCCAGGGACAGGCUACCGACGAGACACUUGAGCGCCAGUCCGACGAGGGAUCGGAGACGCAUCCUGGAUCCCCUGACCACAAUGCCAAGGAAUUCAAGCAUUUCUGCCCAACUUGCAACCGCGCAUUCUCUCGCGCAUACAACCUCAAGAGCCACAUUCGCACCCAUCACGAUCACCGACCCUAUGUUUGUCACGUAUGCCAGCUUCGGUUUACCAGAAACCACGACUUGAGCCGACACCUGCGGACCCACUCGAAGGAAAAGUCCCACAGCUGUGAGCAGUGCGGACGAAUGUUUGCAAGACGCGACGCCCUCCGUCGACACGAGCUCAUGAACCCCGAAGGCAAGAAGAUCCACUGCGUGAGCCCAAUCACUGUCGACGCUCAUCUCGACCAGACGUCGGCCGUGGUGAUGGACGAUGCCAUGGCUGAUCCUAUCGCCCAGGUCGCUCAACUCUCUGCAGCGCAGGCAUCCCAGCUUCAAGCCCAUGUUGCCUUGCAGGUCCAGGCACAGCUCCAGGCGCAGAUGGCUGCAGCGGCUCAGAGCGGCGCCACGCCCGCAGAGGUCUCGGCCGCGGUGACGGCCGCAUUCCAAAAUGCCCAGAGCCAGCUUGUUGCCAGCGGCAUCGUCGGCACGUCGACUGAGGAGCAUCACGAUCAUGAUCACAGUUCGAUGGGCGAAACUCGGAUCAACGAAGCCCUCUAGCGCCGCCUCAGUUUUUGGUCGCGGAACGCUCUUUUGCCUCUCUUGAGUGCCUCUCCCCCUUGGCAGAUUCGCGCGCUGAGGCGAAGAUGGCGUCUUCAGCCCUCUGGAAUGUUUCCGCCUCGCCUCCCAUCUCUGUUUUGUUGGAGCUGCCGUGCCCCUUUCCUUGCACUCGAUGCUAACCCACCCCAGCACCACACGAGUGCAUCUUGGCCAGAUUUGUCUUCUCCCACCCGCUGCCGCUUGGACAUUGAUCCACGACAGACAUUUCUUCACCACCGGUGCCACGCUUGCUUUUCGGUUGUUUGCUCUUCAGUACCCCUUGCGUCCGCCGAUAUCACCAUGUAUAUACAGUCUAUUUAGUGGA
Polychytrium aggregatum is the source of this 2075-nucleotide messenger RNA. RefSeq lists its product as uncharacterized. Bases 311 to 1711 code for a protein of 466 amino acids. The transcript is spliced from 3 exons. NCBI's taxonomy places the organism in Eukaryota, Fungi, Chytridiomycota, Chytridiomycetes, Polychytriales. Gene Ontology annotation, cellular component: nucleus. The record is from RefSeq and is a predicted model, not a curated record.